UUGUGCUUUUCUUUGUUUACGUUACACAUUUUCUCAGUACGCGGUGAGCAAUCCAUUUCGCGCAUUCCAUUUUGAUAUUUCUUCUGCCCAAUUCGAUCCGCGAAAGUCCAGCUCGACGGGGUCAAAAGGUCCGAAGUUGAGACGUGGCGUUUGGCACACGUGGAGAAAGUCCACAUACCUGUGUGCGUAGAUCCAUUGAGAUUAUUGUUCGGCCGCAGUUCUCCGGAGUCCGAUGUGGCUCUGGGAGUAUAUUAUGCAAAUAAGACAGCGACGGGAGACGCGGCGCAAUGUCAGAGUUCCCCUGGUUUACCUGGGCACAGGUGCUUCUGGUCUCUGCGCCCUCUACCUGAUCUUUGGCUGGGGCGCCCAGCUGCUGUGCAACAUCAUUGGGGUGCUGUAUCCAGCAUAUAUCUCCAUCCAUGCCAUCGAGUCUAGCACAAAGCAGGACGACACAAAGUGGCUGAUCUAUUGGGUCACCUUUGGCAUCUUCACCGUGAUUGAAUUCUUCUCAGGCCUGCUGACCUCGGUGAUCCCAUUCUACUGGCUGCUGAAGUGUGCUUUCCUCAUUUGGUGCAUGCUGCCCACGGAACAGAACGGAUCCACAAUCAUCUACCACAAGCUGGUGCGACCUUACUUCCUGAAGCACCACGAAUCCGUCGACAGGAUCAUCGACGAUGGCAUGAAGAAGGCCGCUGGAGUGCUGAAGCACGACUAAGAUGUGGCUGCGUGGAUACUGCGCCUGCUGCUCGCUUGCCCAUGCAUUUGGUUUAGGGCCUAAUCACCACCUCACCUCGUAUCGGUUACGUUUUGCAAUAAAUUUUAAAUAUGUA
Molecule: messenger RNA, 830 nt
Organism: Drosophila rhopaloa
Lineage: Eukaryota; Metazoa; Arthropoda; Insecta; Diptera; Drosophilidae
Gene: ReepB
Product: receptor expression-enhancing protein 5
Exons: 4
Coding region: 233-715 (160 amino acids)
Source: RefSeq, a predicted model, not a curated record